AUGGAUCAACAGCCCCAGAAACAGCGCAUCGAGUACUACGGUCAGAAAAGAGAUGGCCUAUAUCAUGGCUUUGGUAAGGCCUUCUACCGCUCUGGAGAACUAUACAUCGGAAGCUGGUACAAAGGAAAGCGCCAUGGCAAGGGCUCCCUUUUCUUUAGGAAAGGUGAUCGAUACACGGGAUACUGGAAGAACGAUACUAUGGAGGGUGAAGGAGUAAUGGUCACUGGACCAGGCAUCACCUUUACAGGAAAAUUCAAGAGUAACAAGAAACAUGGUGAAGGAAAAAUAGUUUAUACCGAUGGUAAAGAAUACUAUGAAAAAUGGGAUGAUGGAGUUCUACUAUAUCACAAAUCUACUGUCAGCGGACAAGACAGUGAAGACAUCGAACCUGAAGUUGAAGAAGAGAAUGAUCUAGAAAAAGAGCUAAGAGGUGUUUACACUUCUCCAAGACAAUCCCUUCCUCAUGAGCUAAAGGAGAUGAUUCAUCCAGGAUAUCUCAAGAUGAGAGAUAAGGAUAUAGGCGAUAAGCAAUCAACUAUUAAAAGAUAUGGUAAAACUUCUGUACGAAAAGACUCUGAAUUGAUUAAAAAUUUGGAACCUAAAGUAAUGCAAACUGAGAUUGAAGAAGUCAAAGUUAAGAAAGAAAAUGAUGCUGAAGAAAUUAAAAGAACAAAUAAAAAGAAACUUUCAGGAUCUCUCAAAGCUAAUACUAAGACUGAAGUUAAAGAAGAUGAGGAGACUAAAAGUCCCCAGGGCAAGCCUCUAACAAAGCAUAAAAGGGAUGACUCAAAGGAUGUCAAUGGUAUUCUCAACCUCAGUGAAUUAGUAUCUAAAAAGAGAUCGAAAGAGUUAAGGAGUCGGUCUGUCGUGAUGAAUUCAACAGAGAAAAGCAAUAGGACUACUAUUUUUAAAUCAAAACAUCUAGAAUUAUCUGAGAAACUGAGUGAAGGCUUUGUCACCUCUAAGAGGAGCAGUGGAUUCAAUCUAGUCAUCGAUUUUUCAGAUCUCCAUUUCUCUCUUAAGAAUGACUUAAUAGCGACAGGAGGUUAUGGAGAGGUUUACAAAGGAAAAUGGUUGGGUCUCCCAAUCGCUAUCAAACGUUUUGGCAAGAAAUAUAUCAACAAGAAAGCGAUAAAGGAGCUGAUUAAAGAGAUCGAAGUUGUUCAUUCUUGCAGGCAUCCAUACAUUGUGCUCUACCUUGGGGUCUCUUUUGAUAAAUACAAUCAUUAUUAUAUGGUCACAGAAUAUGUCAGUAAGGGGAGUCUAUUCCAUAUUUUGCAUAAGAAGAACCUCUUGAUGAGUGAAAUGAAGGCGUUCACUAUUGCAAAACAAAUAGCUAUAGCUCUGAACUACCUUCAUUCCCAAAAUAUUUUGCAUUGAGACUUAAAGAGUCAGAAUAUAUUAAUCAAAGAAGACUGGAGUGUAAAAAUUUGUGAUUUUGGACUCUCUAAAAUAAGAGGAAUCUCACCUGAAGAGGAUAAAAAGGGACGUGUAGGCACUCCUCAUUGGAUGGCUCCUGAGAUUCUAAGAGGGAAUAAAUAUGAAGCAGCUUCUGAUGUUUAUAGUUAUGGAGUAAUUCUUUGGGAGCUUAUUACAAGACAAAUCCCUUUCUUGCAUAGAUCGCUUGCUCAGAUAACUGGAUUAGUAGGUUAUUAUGGGCAAAAGCUCCCAAUUCCAAAGACUAAGAAUUGCCCUUCAGGAGUCCUCCAGAAACUUGCUAAGAAUUGACUAGUAUUCGAGCCAUACAGAAGACCUUCAUUUGAUCAAAUAAUUUCCUAUUUGGAGAAAUAUGAAUUUAAAAUCCAUUGAGGUACCCAAGAAGACUUCUUAGAAGAACUUGCUGAAUUCAUUUCAUAAAAUAUUCAAUAGAAUGACUUCCUCUAG
Moneuplotes crassus is the source of this 1884-nucleotide messenger RNA. The record is from the annotation of a GenBank genome assembly. Lineage: Eukaryota; Ciliophora; Spirotrichea; Euplotida; Euplotidae.